UGUGCCAGUUAUGAUAUCUCGAACUGUGUCGUAGAUAACUUCAUUUUGUACUCCAUGUUUUUGUGCAGUGUUGAUGGUUUGACGUUUUUAAGUACAUAUAUUUUAAAUGCGAAGGAAGGAAGCGAUAUGAAUGCCUUCCUUACAUGUGUACAUACACGUGAAUACGACAUUUUGUAUUUGGUCAAAUUGUAUUGAAUGUCAUGGAAGAAGGCACAGUUACUAAAGUACUUAAUGAUUUCCUGGCAGUCUCUGAGGGUGAGAUCACGCUGAAGAAAGGAGACAUCGUUCAGGUGUUAGAGAAAGUAGACAGACAUUGGUGGUAUGGUUGCUGUGGCGGAAAAUAUGGAAAAUUUCCUGGCAGUCAUGUUUUACCAUUGGAACUACCAUCCCUUGAAGAAAGUCAUGAAUUAUUUGCAGCUGUUGCUGACUUCCCACGUCAACAAGACGGUGAUCUUUCAUUUUCAAAAGGUGGGCUGAUAGUUGGUAUAUCUCAAGUAAAUGAAAAUUGGUGGUAUGGAAGAAUAGGUGAGAGAGCUGGAAUAUUUCCGACUACGUAUACUUGGAUGGUGGAUUCCAAGUUACUGAAGACUAAGUCAAAAUGCCGAGUCAUGAACGUGAAGGCACGUGUAAAAAUGAAUAUGAAAGCGCAGCUGGAUGAAGAAAUGGAUUUACAUGAAGGUGAUAUUGUAACAGUGACUGAAAUUUUGGAUAAGAACUGGUUCAGGGGCACUUGCGGAACACAGGAGGGAAUAUUUCCGGCGGCCUAUGUUGAAAUUCUUGAAGAUAAUAAUGUAAUGGAAGGCAGUGGAAUAUCACACGGAAGUAAAUUCAAGUUACCAGCACAACGUCCAGAGCCUUCUGAUAGUGAUACGAGACAGAAAUCGAAUGAUACGAUUGACUCUUUGUUAGCUAUAUCACCUGAUGUACAGUUUCCGUCAUCUGCGCGAAUUUCAGAUGCGCAGACUGUAAUCGAGUCUGAUAUUUUUGAUGAUGAUUACUUUAAAGUGAAUAUGCCAUCCUUGUAUCGCAGUGAGUCUUAUGGUAAAACAAACAAAGUUGAAACAUGUAAUGCUCAGCCUUUAGUGGAGAUAGACGUUGUUCCGUACGGCAUCACGUUAUAUCCUUUUUUUGCUCAGUUUGAUAAUGAACUAGGUUUUCAUGAAAAUGAAAUUGUUACACUUUGUCGCCAUGUUGACAAAGACUGGAUUGAAGGGAAAAUUGAUGGGAAGAAAGGCAUUUUCCCCAAAAGUUACGUCAAUAUUCUUGUGGACUGCGAGGGUUAUGCAACUGCUUCUUUAGAUGUCAGUUCUUCCGGUGGACCACAGCAUUUUUCACGUGAUGACACGAAUACCGAGCUGCCUGAACUGACACCAGAUUUAUUUGCAAAGAUAUUAUAUAAUUUUGAUGCACAGAUGAAUGGUGAUUUGACAGUACAGAAGGAUGAAGUUGUGUGUAUCGUAAGCAAAGCAAAUGAAGAUUGGUGUGUAGUAAGAAAUCAGUCUGGGAAAAUUGGCCUUUGUCCACAGAAUUACUUGACUCCUUAUUUAACAUCAAAUGAGUUAAAAAAUGAGUUAGUCCGAGGAACCUCACUUGCGUCAGAUAAUUUGCUUGAUUUCCACAGUUCAACUGAAGCAAACUCUAACAAUUUUGUAGAUACUCAAUGUAGUGAUGGUAGAAGAAAAUAUGAGAGUCAUGAUUUUAUAAAACCAGGAAGUUCCUCUUCACACAAAGAGAGCAGUAUUGAAGACCUCAUCACGAAAAAUCUUGAGACUUACCAUAUCUCAUCGCAGACUUCAAGUUCUUGUUUUAAUAAUAGACAUUCAUUGGACCUUUCUGAGAACAGGGAUGCAGACUUUGUAUCAGGAAAUGCUGAUAAGUACAUGCCCAGAGACAGAUUAUCAGUUUCUUCUAAAUUACAGCAAGAAUCCGCUAGUACAUUUGAGAAACUUACAGAAAAUUCUGAACAUGUGGAAAAACACCACCCAUCACCUCCAGUAUUACCGCCACUUCGGCAUCUAGAAGACGAUAAAUGCAAGCCCUCAGAAGAAUCAAGCAGUGAGGAAACAUCUUGGGAGGGAGGUAAAUCGAGUUUUUAUUUUCAUUCAUCACACAUAAGUCGCUCACAUUUUCAUAGGCAGGAGUUGAGCAGACAAAGUUCCGACAGAUUACCGCAUCGACCAGCACCUCCUGUGCCUGUACCGGGACAGAAACCAGUUCAUCGCAGCACUCGUCGUUUUCCAAACCAAAGUGCGGCUUUACAAGAACGUGCGGUUGCCAAAGAAGAAGGAGCCCCGGCAGGAGAUCGUGCAGUAGCUGAAAAUAACUCUGAUGUUUUUGAAGAGCAAAGGAGGAAGAACGCAGAGCAGAGACAGAAUGUUAUAACGGAACUCGUGCUGACCGAGAAGGAGUAUGUAAGGGACCUGAAGAUAACGUACGAAAUAUUUAACUUGCAUAACCCAAGGCCACUCGAAGCGAGAGGUAUUGAUGUGAAGGUUGUGUUUGGCAACAUCUUGGAGGUACUGCAUGUUGCGGAGGAUGUAUUAGAUAAGUUGCAGUUCGCUAUGAAGGGAAAGUCUGAAGACGAACAGUGCGUGGGACCCUGUUUUAUUCAAUUGGCUGAACAAAUGAAGCUUGUCUAUGGUCAGUACUGUAUGAAUCAUGACAAUGCUCUUGUGUUACUUGAAAAGUAUGAGUCAGUUGAAGAAAUACAGACUUUGUUUAACAAGGGACUUGAAACUCUGCGCUUACAAGUAGCUUGUUUUGAUAUGGGUUCUAUUCUUAUUAAACCAGUUCAGAGAAUACUUAAGUAUCCACUCAUUCUAAAUGAAUUAAUAAAGUGUACAGAAGAUUCUCAUAAGGACAAACCUGAAUUACUUAAUGCUGUGAGAACAAUGAUGGACGUAGCUACAUACAUAAAUGAGUGUAAACGUCGCAAAGACAUUGUAUCAAAAUACUUGGAUGAUGGAAACGCUACCAUAUUCAUGCUGACCUCUACACUCUUUGGAGUUGCUACGAAAGAUCCGGUAUUUGACGAGCAUGAAUUUAUUUUUCACACCAUAGAGAAGACUGUUCGAAGUUUCCUGAAGGAUGUGGAAAUAUUUCUUUGUGACUUGAAUGAAACAAUGAUCUGUCAACUUAACAUUGCAGCAUCCAUUGUUCAGUUCUAUCAGGAAAGAAAUUCUGAACCUGAAGAAUUUCACAAACUUCAGCAGUGUAUCUGCAAGCGAUUCUGUGUGGAAUGUAACAAGCUUGUGAAGCAGAGAGUUACAGUUCCAUUAAAUACUUUGAUGGAAUUAUUUGAAGGGCCGGCAAUUUUGGUCCAGAAACGUCAUGAUAAGCUCUUGGAUUAUCAUUAUUGCUGUACCAAAGCCGAGAAGAAUAAGGAAAACCGACUGAACCAGGAAGAAUUGUUGGCUACAAAAAGCAAUUAUGAAGCACUAAACAGUCAGUUGCUGGAGGAACUUCCUUCCCUGAACUCUUUGGCUUGUGAAGUGUUCGUGGAAUGUUUGGCAGCGUUUGUUAUGGCAAGGAAGGUGCUGUCAGGAAGAAUAACCAAGGAAUAUCUUGCACUAAUGGAGACUCCCUUAAUGAAGUCUUCUCAAGGUGAUGCAAUAGAGUCAUUUCUGGUGAAGCAUUCUUUGUUAUGGAAUCAGCUCGGAAGGUUUAGUUUUUUACCCAAGAGUGUGAAGUCUGAUACGUUAACAAAGAGAAGUUCAAGGUCAUCACCCACACCCACGACUAAGGAUUUCGGCUCAGCCACUCUGAACAUGUGCAACAAGAAUCAGAGUCCCAGUCAGCAAGCGUAUUUGCAGAGCCGCUACCCUCACAAUAUGCUGUUCUGUGUUGUGCUGCCACACACGGCAGCUGAGGCCAUGGAACUCACAGUUGGUAGAGGGAAUAUUGUUGCUGUGAUCAAGAAACACAAUCCAUUGGGUGACACAAGAAUGUGGUUUGUUGAUGAUGGAACAACAAAAGGUUUUGUGCCUAACAGCUCCUUAGAGCCUCUGUAUCAAAGCGCCUCUUCUGCUAGUCCAACCGGUGUGUCAUGCCGCACUUCAGAAGACGUACCUUCACAGGCAGUGUUAAGAAACAGUAACAGAACGAAGUCAAAAGUUGGGACUCCGUCUCCUACAUCGAAGCAAACAGAACCACCACCGCCUUCUUAUGAUGAAGUCGUGUCCGUGUCGUCUGCGGAUUCUAGUCCGCAUUCAGAAAGGUCGAGAACUUCAGCUGCUUCAGAUUAUGAAUAUUACAGUACGAUAGAAAGUGGAAUGGACAGUCACGUUUAUGAAGAGAUACCAGCAUCACAUGUAUCAACACUUUAUGAAAGUGUUCCAAAUAAUGGAAAUUCUUUAGGGUUUUUCUAUGCUGCGUAUGAUUUUGAAGGUUCUGGGACGCACAUGCUAACUGUCAAAAGUGGCCAAAUUGUGUCAGUUCUACAGCAGCGAGAUAUAGAGGGUAAUCCUGAAUGGUGGUUUGUAGAAGACCGCUUUGGACGGAAAGGCUACGUGCCAGGGAAUUACCUCAGAAAAUAUGAGCAGUAAUUAUCAGGUGCCAAUUAUAUUUAUAUAUACUCUAAUGUUUAUUAUUAAGUGUUCUGUCUUACGACAGGUCCAUUGCUCUGCCCAAAAAGAGCUCUCCAGUUGUCCCUAUUCUCGGCUUCUCGCUUUAAUUCCUGGAACGUCAUCUUCUUUCCUUGUUUAAGGUCGUCGGUUAGCUGUAUCAAUCUUCUUCCUAGUCCUCUCUUUCCUUCAAUGUACAAACUUUAAAUUUUAAGUCUUGUGUUUUCAUUACAUGUACUUUAAAGGACAUUUCUUUUUUCAUAACAGUGUGAUUGCAGUAUAUUUUAUAAAUGUGUGCCUUUAAUCUGAAUAUGGUGUCAGGGAGCCAAACUUAGUAAAAAGAAAAAAAAACAAUAGAAUGCUUAAAUUCUUCAUGAUGCUAAAAUCUCACAAAGUCUUAGCUUUGUUACAUGCGUCUGUAUUACCAGAGGUGUUACUGGUAGCAGAAUACAGUCGUGGCAAAUGUAUGUGGCCGCUUUCCAUUUGGAUGCUUUUGUUUUUCACCACACUGAACCCGGUAGUUGCAUACUGCUUCUACAGUGCAUCUGAGCUGGCCUCAAAGUUGAGCUUCUCUCUCAUUGGAUGUGCAAUAUCUUUUUUGCCCUAGAGAAUGCAAAAUGGCAAAUCCAAUGGGAUCAGAUUUUGUGCUUGUAUAUAGUGAUGGACCUCUAUGAAAUCACUGAAAUUAAUUGUCCUUGUACGAUUUGAGGUUUUCACAGCGGUGAGUACGAAGAUGAUUGUCUUCUGGGUUUGCACUCUAUGUAGUCUUAUAGAAAAAUUGGCUGAUAUUUCAAAGCUACUUGCAGCCUCUGAAACGUCGGUAAACUUCUACCAGACUACACGGCAUAGCAACACGGAAGAGAGCCAUCUUCAAAGCAUAUUUCCUGAAUAAAUUAAAUAUUAAUUAAAUUAAUUCUGUAAAUAACAAAUCAGAAUUCUUUUAUAUGUGUGUCAUCAGCAUUCUAAUCUUCACUUUAAGAGUGAGAUGCAUUUUACUGUAAAAUUGUUCUUUAGUUAUGGUUUAAUGAAUUUGAAUUUAUCCUGGUGCUCUUUAUGUAUUAUAGUGAAAGUGAAAUGUGAUUUAUAAUUUCUGCCAUUAAUUUUUGUAUCAAAAAUAACUAAAAAUGAAAUGAAUUUUAAUUGAUGUUUUAUUGUAAAUGUAACAUUGAAAGGAUGUAUAUUUUUGACAUUCUAAGCACUAAAUGUAUUAUAAGAGUAA
Zootermopsis nevadensis is the source of this 5781-nucleotide messenger RNA. The record is from RefSeq and is a predicted model, not a curated record. NCBI's taxonomy places the organism in Eukaryota, Metazoa, Arthropoda, Insecta, Blattodea, Termopsidae.